GUUCAGUAUCAGGUGGUCACUGCCCUCAGCCGAGCAAAUACGCUGAGUGAGGCAGUGGCUGACAUUGGGCAGGACCUGGCCAGCUUCCAGGCCAUUCUUGCCAGUGCCUUCUCUGCCGCCGGUGUGGACGACAGCUCCCUAAUGCUGAACAGCUUCGGGGCCGUGUCGAUGCAG
Symbiodinium sp. CCMP2456 is the source of this 174-nucleotide messenger RNA. The record is from the annotation of a GenBank genome assembly. Lineage: Eukaryota; Dinophyceae; Suessiales; Symbiodiniaceae.